UUUGUUAAUUAUUUUUUUAAUAUUGAGUUGAUGUUUGUAUUUCUAACGGAUUUAUUUGAAAUUUUUUUAUUUAAGAAGGAGAUCUUUUUGAGAUUAUUAUUUUGUAGAUUCUUUUACAAGUUUACCAUUAAAGCAAACAUUAAUCUCUUACGGACAUCGCUUCACCAUUUAUUGGUCCCCAGGGUCUCUAACUUGAUGAUGGCGGAUAAGUUUUCUCGAAUACCUGAGCUCGCUAAAACGUCUCGGUACGAGAUUCGGCUUGCACCGUGUUUGGAAACAUUUAAACUUAAAGGUUCAGAAAAAAUACAUUUGGAUAUUUUGAAACCAACAAAUUAUUUGAAGCUUUACUCGAAAGGAAUUGAAAUCAAAAGUGCUUCUUUGAAAUUAGCUGAUGGAACGGUUAUUAAAGAGAUUAAAAACGAACUUGAUCGUAAAUGGGAAUUAUUGACAGUUAAUUUUCCGAGUGAGCUACCACCUCAGAGAAUUGAACUAAAUUUUGAUUUUAACGGCGAAAUUUCCAGUGAAUUAUCGGGGUUUUAUAGAUCUCCCUACAAAGAUGCAAACGGAAAUAAGAAAAUGCUGGCUAGUACACAAUUUGAAAGUGUUUUUGCUCGACGUGCUUUUCCCUGUUUUGAUGAGCCUACCUAUAAAGCACAUUUUGAUAUUCAAUUGGAAGUAGAUGAACAAUUAACUGCUUUAUCUAAUAUGAAUGUUACUGAAGAAAAAGUUAUUGGAAACGGCAAAAAAUUGGUGACAUUUGCCAGAACUCCAUUAAUGUCCACUUAUUUGGUUGCUUUUGCUGUUGGAGAAUUUGAAUAUAUUGAGUCAAAAACGAAUGAUGGAUGUAUUGUUCGUGUUUAUACUGUGCCCGGAAAGAAAGAUAAAGGACAUUAUUCACUUUCAGUUGCCGUUAAAGCUAUUGAAUGGUUUUCUGAAUGGUAUGGAAUUAAAAUGCCUCUUCCAAAAUGUGACUUGAUUGCAAUUCCUGAAUUUUCUAUGGGUGCUAUGGAAAAUUGGGGUUUAAUAACUUUUCGUGAAUCCGCUCUCCUUUGUGAUCCUGUUUUGACCUCUUCAUCUACAAAGCAAAAUAUUACUCAAACAGUAGUUCACGAAGUUGGUCAUUUCUGGUUUGGUAAUUUGACAACAAUGAAAUGGUGGUGUGAUUUAUGGUUGAAAGAAGGUUUUGCUACAUUUAUGGAAUUUGUAAUGAGCGGUUAUAAUUAUCCUGAAUUUAAAUUAUGGCUCGACUUUGUAAGCUCUCAAACAGUUUCUGCAAUGGGGAGAGAUUCAAUGAGAAAUUCACAUCCAAUUGAAGUUCCAAUUAACAAUCCAAAUGAAUUAGAAGAUAUUUAUGAUAGUAUUACUUAUGAUAAAUCGAAUUGUGUUAUUCGAAUGUUGUUUAAUUAUUUGGGCGAACCAGCCUUUCAGAAAGGUGCACAAAUUUAUUUGGACCGUUUUAAAUAUUCUAAUGCAACAACUGAUGAUCUUUGGAAAUGCUUGAGUGAAGCAUCAGGAGUUGAUGUUGGUGCCUUAAUGUCUUCUUGGACACAACAAGUUGGGUUUCCUUUGGUAACUGUCCAAGAAAAAAUUUUGGAUGGCGAUAAACGUGAAUUGAUUUUAAAACAAAGACGUUUUCUAAUUGAUGGCAGUAUUGAUGAAAAUAAACCAGUUUGGCAAAUUCCAGUUUCUGUAACUAUUCGUUCUGAUCCUUCAAAGCCUGCUGCAAAAUUUUUAUUAACCAAAGAAGAAGAUAAAUUUGUUAUUGAGGGUGUUAAGUCUUCAGAAUGGAUUAAGGUCAAUUCAAAUUUCUCUUCUUUCUUUCGAGUCUUCUAUCCAGACGAAAUGUUAAAAAAGCUUCUUCAAGGAAUUCAAGACAAAGAACUUGAUGUAAUCACUGCUGGACUUCUCCCUAUUUCACAAUUUUUGGAAUUUUUUUCUGUUUGCGGUAAGGAGGAUAAUUUAAUUGUCUGGCAAUCUAUUAUAUCCUGUCUUUAUCAAAUAAACCAUAUUCUUAUUAAUUUGGUCGAUGAUGGUCGAUUAUUGGAGAGAUUUAAUCGCUUUGUUUGUAAAGUCAUUGAGCCUGUUGCUGAGCGUUACGGAUGGGAGCCAAAGGAAGGAGAAGAUAUGCAAACAUCCCAAUUGCGUUCUUUGCUAAUUGGUCGUUUAAGUCGGUCUAAACAUCUUCCAACUAUAGAAGUGGCAUUAAAUAAAUUUAAAGCGCAUGUAGAGAAAGGAGCUGAACUUGUUCCAGAACUGCGUUCUGUUAUUUAUGCAACUGCCGCUAGGUCCAACGAUGCCAAAAUUAUUGAGGCAUUACAGAAUAUUUUGACUACUUGUAACUUUGCUGAAAUCGAAAGUACAUGUAUUAUGGCCCUCGGUCAAUGCACAGAUUUAAAACUUUUGGAACAAAUAUUUAAUCAUGGAAUUCUUGAUAAUAACAUUAGAAGUCAAGAUAUUUUUAAGCUUUUUGCAUCAGUAAAUUGUUCUACUAAUUCCGCAGCUCAACGUUUUGCCUGGAACUUUUUUAAAGAUAAUAUUGAUUUAAUGACAAAUCUAUGGGAUCCAUCUUCAUCUUUGUUCGAGAAAGCUCUUUCGAUGAGUUCAAAUCAUUUUUGCUCAGCUUCUGAUUCUAACGACUUUCAGGUCCUUUAA
Molecule: messenger RNA, 2652 nt
Organism: Meloidogyne enterolobii
Lineage: Eukaryota; Metazoa; Nematoda; Chromadorea; Rhabditida; Meloidogynidae
Source: the annotation of a GenBank genome assembly